AUGGUAUCAGUUAAAACAAAUUCAAGAAAAUAGUGAAUAUUCCGAUUUGAAUAUACUUAAUAUUGUGGAAACGCGUUGGUUAUCUUGGGCCAAUGUUAUUAAUAAUUUUCACCAAAUAAUUGAAGAUGUUCAUUCCGCUUUAAUUCAGCAUAGUGAUAAUAAUCCAAUAGCAAAGUUUUUAGCAGAUUCUUUAGAUACAGAAUUUUAUAUUUUUACUAAAUUUUUGGCCGAUAUAUUGGGUACAAUAAGUUCAAUGAUCAAAAUAUUUCAGUCAGAUUAUGUCACUUUAAGUGAAACACGACAUCAACUUUCUAUGAUUAUUGAAACAAUUACAAGUGAUUUUAUUGGUACAGAAUUUUUUGAACCUUAUUAUGGAAAUCAUUUAUCAAAAUUUAUGAACGAAAAUUUAUUAACGAGCUCAGAUUUACCAGAGGAUUGA
Molecule: messenger RNA, 439 nt
Organism: Funneliformis caledonium
Lineage: Eukaryota; Fungi; Glomeromycota; Glomeromycetes; Glomerales; Glomeraceae
Source: the annotation of a GenBank genome assembly